Molecule: messenger RNA, 1797 nt
Organism: Menidia menidia (Atlantic silverside)
Lineage: Eukaryota; Metazoa; Chordata; Actinopteri; Atheriniformes; Atherinopsidae
Source: the annotation of a GenBank genome assembly
AUGGCUUCCUGCCUGGUGCCCGACUUCCCCGCCGUUAUGAUGGCUCUGGAGCAUUUGAGGGAGCUGGACAAGCACCUGAGCGAGGAGGGGGUCCCCUUCGCCCCCGAGGCCAGCCUCCACCUGGCGGAGCUAACGGCUAACGUGUCGGGCCUCGAGGCGGAGCGGCGCGCCGCGCGCGAGCACCUGGAGGUGGCGACCAUCGAAAACAGCAAGCUGAGGCACCGCUUCAACGACACGCGCGCGCGCGUGACCGAGGAGAUCAUGGCCGACGUGGCCGCGGUCCGGGCGUCCAACGCCGAGGAGAUAGAGCGGCUCCGCGGGGACAUAGGCGCCGCCUGCCGGCUCCAGGAGGAGACCGAGGAGAGGGUGGAGGCCCUCCUGGUCCACAACCAGACGCUCCGGCCCGAGAGGGAGAAGCUCAAGGCCGAGGAGGACGCCGCCGUGGCCACUCUGAAUGACCAGCUCAACCUGAAGUACAGCCUGCAGAUGCAGCUGGAGGAGACGCAGGCGCUCAUAGAGGAGCUGAGGUCCUCCAUGGCCGCUGUCCAGCAGGAAAAAGUCAACCUGAAGGAGACCAUGGCGCGGGAGAGGGAGGCCUUCGCAGAGAAGAAGGAGAACCUGUCCCGGGAGCUGGUCCAGACCACCAAAGACGCCCUGCGGCAGCAGGUGGCCGUCGCCCGCAGGAGGGAGGAGCUGGAGGCGGCCGACCGCAACAAGGAGGACGCCAGUACCCUCCUGGGCGAGCUGGACUUCCACCGGGCCAGGAUGGAGGCCAGCCUGAAGCGGCUGGCGGCGGCCCGGCGCCAGUGCGGCCAGCGGCUGGAGGCGGAGCUCCAGAGGCAGGAGGAGCUGCGGCGGGAGGAGGAGGCGCUGCAGAGGGAGCGGGACCGCGUGGCCCAGGCCUUCCUCCUGGCGGCCGGGAAUCUGGAGCAGCAGAUGGCCAACAUGGAGGCCAAGACGGAGGAGGUCCGGGCCGCCAAGCCCCUCAUCCUGGACGCCCUGGCCCAGGCGCUGAGCGUGUUCACGCAGCGGCAGGAGGAGGAGGGCGAGGCGAGGGCGGAGCACCGGCAGGUGCGCCGGCAGCUGGGGCGCUCCAAGCGGCGGCUGGAGGAGCGCGUCGCCUCCAUCGUCAAGCACGGCAAGGAGAUCAAAGAGAUGGAGCGGCAGGUGCAGGAGCUGCGGCAGGCCGACGCCAUCAACCGCCGCGUGUCCCAGAGGAACCAGGAGGAGGCCUGCGGGGACCUGGAGGCCGAGAAGAAGAGCGUCUGCCUCCUCCAGGAGGAGAAGAAGCGGCUGUGCCGGCUCCUGGAGGAGAGGAGGAGGACGCAGGAGGCGCACGCCGCCGACAUGAGCUCCCGGGUCAGCGCCACCAGGAGGCGCCACCAGGAGCUGCUGCGGGAGGAGGCGGCGCUGGGCCGGCGGGAGCCCCGCGGCGCCGGGGAGCUGGAGCUCCACCUGGCCCACGUGCCGCGGCUCUCUCCCGUGGCGCGGAUCUUCCAGGACGUGAACUCGGGCUCGCUGAGGCCGUCGCGGCUCAGCUGCUUGCAGGCGGAGUCCAGGCCCAGCGGCGAGGCGGCGAAGCGCCGGUACACGUCCUCCGCCGGCGCCGCGUUGAAGUCGCCGCAGACCAAGAUGGCGUCCGGGGGGCGGGGCCGCGCCGCCAGGUGGCGCAGCAGGUCGCAGCCCUGCGCGCUGCGCAGCCACUCCCAGCCCGCGCGCGCCUUCAGGUGCACCGACGCCACGGCCAGGGAGCGCCCGCUGUCACGGCAACGCAGCGUCGUCACCACGGCAACCUGA